Nerophis ophidion (straightnose pipefish) is the source of this 2160-nucleotide messenger RNA. Its product is annotated as oocyte zinc finger protein XlCOF7.1-like. Bases 314 to 1393 code for a protein of 359 amino acids. Lineage: Eukaryota; Metazoa; Chordata; Actinopteri; Syngnathiformes; Syngnathidae. The transcript is spliced from 2 exons. The record is from RefSeq and is a predicted model, not a curated record.
CCAUCAGCUGAUUGGACACCAAGAAGAAUGUCUCCCUCAUCUGCAGGGGGACAGUUUCACUUUAGAGUAUCCACAGCCCUCACAUUUUAAAGGGGACAAAGAUGAGCCACAGCCCUCUUAUUUCAAAGAGGAAGAGGAGGGAGAGUGUCCUGUAGGGCAGGAGGAGGCUGAUGUCAGCAAGUUUCCACUGACUGUUGUCUCUGUGAAGACUGAAGAGCAUGAAGACAAACCACCUGAGUCCUCACAGCUUCAUCACAGUCCAAACAUCUGUGAAGAACAUCUUCACCCUGUGCAACAGAAGUGGAGCUUCAGGAUGCGAACGGAGGAGCCACAGCCCUUCCACAUUAAGAAGGAAGAGGAAUACCUACAGACCCCCAUUUUUAAAGAGGAAGAGGAGGACCCACAGACACCCCAUUUUAAAAAGGAAGUGGUGGAUCCACUGACACCCCAUUUUAAAAAGGAAGCGGUGGAUCCACUGAGCCCUCACAUUAAAGAGGAAGAGGAAGAACACAGCAUCAAUCAGCAGGGAGAGCAUCUUGAAGGACUGGAGGAGGUUGAUGUCACCAAGAUGCCAGUGACUGGUGUCCCUGUGAAGAGUGAAGAUGAUGAGGUGAAAGGUGAAAGUGAGGAGAGGGGAGGGGGGGAGCCUCCAAGCAGCAGCUCAACACAACACAUGACAACAGAAGCUGAUGGAGACCACUGUGGAGGAUCACAAGCAGACAAGCUCUUAGCUCCACUAUCAGAUAGUGAGGACACAACGUCACACUCUCCUGACACUGAUGAUGAAGACUCUAAAGAUGAUAAGACAUGUCACACUGACAACACUCACUUCACAUCUUCUCACUCUCACAAAACAUUUAAAUCUCCUAGUAAGUUGAAAAGACACAUGAGAACACACACUGGAGAAAAACCUUUUUCAUGUUCAAUCUGCGGUAAAGAUUUUAUUCAGAGGUACGAUUUGAAAAGACACAUGAGAACACACACUGGAGAAAAACCUUUUUCAUGUUCAAUCUGCGGUAACGAUUUUAUUCAUAGGCAACAUUUGAAUACACACAAGACAAUACACACUGGAGAAAAACCUUUUACUUGCUCAGAAUGCUGUAAAAGAUUUGCGCGAAAAGCAGAGUUAAAAAGACACAUGAGAAUACACACUGGAGAAAAACCAUUCAUGUGCCUAAUUUGUGGCAAAGGAUUCUCCCAGAAGGGACAGUUGGUAAACCACACAAAAACACACACUGGAGAAAAACCUUUUUCAUGUUCAUCUGUAGUAAAGGAUUUACUCAAAGGCACCUUUUCAAAGCACACAUUAGAAGACACACAGGAGAAAAACCUUUUUCAUGUUCAAUGUGUGGUAAAGCUUUUACUCGAAGUGACCAUUUCAAAGCACACAUGAGAAUACACACUGGAGAAAAAACGUUUUUAUGUUCAAUCUGCGGUAAAGAUUUUACUCGAAGGGACCAUUUCAAAGCACAUAUGAGAAUACACAAUGAAUAAAAAAACCUUUUUCUUGUUAAGAAUGUGGUGAAGCUUUUGUACAAUGAAGCACUUUGAAAGUACACAUGAGAACACACACUGGAGAAAAACCUUUUUCCUGCUCAGAAUGUGUUAAAGCGUUUGUAUGAAAAAGCACAUUGAAAGUAGCCAUGAGAACACACACUGGAGACAUACCUUAUACAUGUUCAGUAUAUUGUAAACGUUUUAUACAAAGUCUGCUUUUGAAAAGACUCAUGAGAAUACACACUGGUAAGUAAGUGUUGAGUUGCAGCGUGUGUGGUGAAAGAUUCUCUUCUAGGCUUCACGGUGAAAGAGGGGUGAGUGCGUCUGCCUCACAAUACAAAGGUCCUGAGUAGUCCUGUGUUCAAUCCCGGGCUCGGGGUCUUUUUGUGUGGAGUUUGCAUGUCCUCCCCGUGAAUGCGUGUGUUCCCUCUGGGUACUCCGGCUUCCUCCCACUUCCUGUCAAAGUUUGUUGUUGACGAACCCCAUGAUGCGGAGACGGAGUCAGGCAUUGAAUAAGAAAACAUGGUUUUAAUAUAAAAUACUAGAACAAAACCAAACAAAGGGUACAAACAAAAAGCACGCACGUGGGCAGAUAAACUAAGAGAGCAAGCAUGGGAGCUACAAAACAAAAAGGAACUUUAGAAUGGAAAAGAGAAGUCGUAC